Macroventuria anomochaeta is the source of this 1873-nucleotide messenger RNA. RefSeq names its product hydroxymethylglutaryl-CoA synthase. Gene Ontology annotation, biological process: acetyl-CoA metabolic process; ergosterol biosynthetic process. The record is from RefSeq and is a predicted model, not a curated record. NCBI's taxonomy places the organism in Eukaryota, Fungi, Ascomycota, Dothideomycetes, Pleosporales, Didymellaceae. Gene Ontology annotation, molecular function: hydroxymethylglutaryl-CoA synthase activity. The transcript has 4 exons. The coding region runs from base 164 to 1546 and encodes 460 amino acids.
CAACUUGCCAGCAUUGGCCGCUACCUGACCGCACUUUGCCUUUGUCGCUUGCGCGUGCUCCUUUCUAAAGUACUUAAGUAACCCGGCGGUGAAGCGAAGACCACCCUUCUUGUCCUUAGCAACUCGUCCCCUCCCUCCACCACACCUCACAACAAUACUAAACAUGGCUGCCCGUCCCCAGAACAUCGGUAUCAAGGCCAUUGAGCUGUACUUUCCCAGCCAGUGCGUCGACCAGGCCGAGCUCGAGAAGUUCGAUGGCAUCGCCGCGGGCAAGUACACCAUUGGUCUGGGCCAGACCAAGAUGUCCUUCUGCGACGACCGUGAGGACAUCUACUCGUUCGCCUUGACCACCGUCUCCUCGCUUUUCAAGAAGUACAACAUCGACCCCAAGUCCAUCGGUCGCCUUGAAGUCGGCACUGAGACUCUGCUCGACAAGUCGAAGUCGGUCAAGUCCGUCCUCAUGCAGUUGUUCGAGGAGAGCGGCAACUACAACGUUGAGGGUGUUGAUACAGUGAAUGCGUGCUACGGUGGCACCAACGCUCUGUUCAACUCCGUCAACUGGAUCGAGUCUUCUGCUUGGGAUGGCCGUGACGCCGUCGUUGUCGCUGGCGACAUCGCGCUGUACGCAAAGGGCAACGCCCGUCCCACCGGUGGUGCUGGUUGCGUUGCCAUGCUCAUUGGCCCCGACGCUCCCAUUGUUAUGGAGCCCGGCAAGCGUGGUUCGUACGUCAGGCAUGUAUACGACUUCUACAAGCCCGACUUCACGAGCGAGUACCCCGUUGUCGACGGUCACUUCUCCAUCAAGUGCUACAUCGAGGCUGUAGAUGCCUGCUACAAGGCCUACAACGAGCGUGAGGCAACAUUGAAGUCUCAGCAGAACGGCAACGGUGUCAACGGCCACGCUGAGGAGCAGGAGACCCCUCUCGACCGUUUCGACUACAUGGCUUUCCACGCACCCACCUGCAAGCUCGUGUCCAAAUCGUACGCGCGUCUGCUCUACAACGACUACCUCAAGAACCCCUCCAACCCCAUCUUUGCUGAGGUUCCCGCUGAGAUCAAGGAUAUCUCCUACGAGGCAUCCAUCUCCGACAGGACCAUCGAGAAGACCUUCAUGGCUCUCGCCAAGAAGCGAUUUGCUGCUCGUGUCCAGCCCAGUAUCCAGGUCCCCACUAUGUGCGGAAACAUGUACUGCGGCAGUGUUUAUGCCAGCUUGUGCAGUUUGCUUGCAAAUAUUGACAGCCAGACUGCCCAAGGCAAGCGCAUUGCUCUCUUCAGUUACGGAAGUGGACUCGCUUCCUCUCUGUUCUCCUUCACUAUCAAGGGCAGCUACGAGCAGAUUGCCAGGUCGCUCGACAUCCAGAACCGCCUGGAUGCAAGGCGCGUUGUUGCCCCUGAGCAGUAUGAUGCUUUGUGCGAUCUCCGCAAGCAGGCUCACCUCCAGAAGAGCUACACCCCCAAGGGUGAGACUGACGGUAUCCUGCCUGGCACUUACUACCUCACCAACGUCGACGACAUGUUCCGCCGCACCUACGAGAUCAAGCAGUAGAUACCCUAAGAUCUCUCGCCUUUACUUCUUUCUUUGCUGCAUUCUGGGCAUUUGCAGGAGUCAUUUGCAUGAAUCGGCAUAGACUCUGGUCAGGGUUGCAUCAUUUUAUGGGCGUCCAGAACGUCUGGAGUUUGCUGUAGACCGCAACGACACAUCAAAAUCGGGCGAGGUUGGGUUGCCUUACGAUCGUUAUGAUGGAUGGGACGGAACGAAUAAGCAAGAAACGACAUGUUUGGGUGUCGACAUCUUUAUGACAGUUCAAAAGAGCUUAGCCAUUUUAAUAUACACUUCUCGCGAAGUCUUGUUGUAGAUAGACGAAUACGAAAG